Gadus chalcogrammus (walleye pollock) is the source of this 861-nucleotide messenger RNA. Its product is annotated as zinc finger protein 431-like. Lineage: Eukaryota; Metazoa; Chordata; Actinopteri; Gadiformes; Gadidae. The transcript has a single exon. The annotation marks the transcript as partial. The record is from RefSeq and is a predicted model, not a curated record. Gene Ontology annotation, biological process: regulation of transcription by RNA polymerase II. Gene Ontology annotation, molecular function: DNA-binding transcription factor activity; RNA polymerase II cis-regulatory region sequence-specific DNA binding.
GAGCUGACUGGGCAUCAGGGCGGGCGCAAGGGCCGGCCCGGUGUCUUGUGUGGAAAGGUUAUUCCCAACAAUGCCAAUAUGAUCGUCCACAUGAUGACUCACUCUGGGGGGAAGCCCUACCAGUGUGACCAAUGCAGUAAGCGCUUCAGUCGGAGAGAUGCCCUAAAGAUCCACAUGUCGACUCACACCGGCGAGAAGCCCUACAGGUGUGACCAAUGCACAAAGCGCUUCAGUUAUAGCUAUGCCCUGAAGAUCCACAUGAGGACUCACUCCGGCGAGAUGCCCUACAAGUGUGACCAAUGCACAAAGCGCUUCAGUCAGAAAGGCCACCUGAAGAUCCACAUGAGGACUCACUCCGGGGAGAAGCCCUACAAGUGUGACCAAUGCAUGAAGUCUUUCUGUCAGAAAGACUACCUGAAUAGACACAUGAGAACUCACUCCGGCGAGAAGCCCUACAAGUGUGACCAAUGCAUGAAGUGCUUCAGUCUUGGCCGCAGCCUGAAGUUCCACAUUUCGACUCACUCGGGGGAGAAGCCCUACAUGUGUGACCAAUGCCCGAAGUGCUUCAGUCAUGCUUCCGGCCUGAAGUUCCACAUGUUGACUCACACCGGCGAGAAGCCCUACAGGUCUGACCAAUGCACGAAGUGUUUCAUUCAAAGCUCCGCCCUGAAGUGCCACAUGAGAACUCACUCCGGCGAGAAGCCCUACAGGUGUGACCAAUGCACGUUGCGCUUCAGUCGUGUUUGCAACCUGAAGAUCCAUAUGAUGACUCACUCCGGCGAGAAGCCAUACAAGUGUGACCAAUGCAUGAAGGGCUUCAGUCGUGGCGGCGACCUGAAAAUCCACAUGAGGACUCACACC